Messenger RNA from Papaver somniferum (opium poppy), 1389 nucleotides. RefSeq names its product basic 7S globulin-like. The transcript has a single exon. Gene Ontology annotation, biological process: proteolysis. Gene Ontology annotation, molecular function: aspartic-type endopeptidase activity. Lineage: Eukaryota; Viridiplantae; Streptophyta; Magnoliopsida; Ranunculales; Papaveraceae. The record is from RefSeq and is a predicted model, not a curated record. Bases 1 to 1389 code for a protein of 462 amino acids.
AUGGCUGCUUCAUCUAUAACGCAAUCCUCUUCUUUCUUUACUGAACAUCGUCGUUUACUUUUUUUCUUCUUAUUUCUGUCACUCUCUAAUGCUCAACCUUCUUCAUCAUCUCGACCACAUGCACUCGUGCUUCCUAUUUACAAAGAUCCAACAAGUCUCCAAUAUGUGAUCCAAAUUAACCAAAGAACACCUCAACUAGCUGUAAAGCUUGUUGUUGAUUUAGGUGGUAAAUUCACCUGGGUUCAUUGCAAUCAAAGCUAUAUAUCAUCAAAAUACCGACCAGUUCUUUGUGACUCGCCCCAAUGCUCACUAGCCAGCAAAUGCAGCAAAUGUGUAGUGUGUGCCGACACUACACCUCGUGAGUCAUGGUGUCAUAACCAAGCUUGCAGUAUCUACACAACUAACCCGAUUACUGGAUCAACCAGUAAUGGGGAGCUGUCUUCAGACACUGUGACUCUACAAUCGACCAACGGGUCAAUCACGAUCUCAGAUGUUACUGUUCGUCAAUUCGCAUUCGGUUGCGAAACAACUACUAAUGUCUUAGAAGGACUUGCUCUGGGUGCGGAAGGUAUGGUUGGUCUUGGACGUUCAGGACUUUCCUUGGAUUCACAGUUUUCAGCUGCAUUUCGAUUCCCUCGGAAAUUUGCACUGUGUUUAUCAUCCGGCCGUGGUGUGAUAUUCUUCGGCGAUGGACCUUACAUGAUGCAACCAGGAUUCGACUAUGGACCUUUCAUUGGGGAUUUUGUUACAGGAAUCGACAUCUCGACACCUCUCUCUUACACACCACUUUUCACUAACCCGAUAAGCACGACUGGCUAUUCUGCUGCAGGUGAAUUUUCCACUGAUUAUUUUAUAGCUGUAAAAGGGAUCGAGGUAGAUGGCGAAAGAGUCGUGAUAAAUGAAGCAUUGCUAUCCAUUAACAAGAAAAAUGGGAUCGGAGGAGCAAAAAUCAGCACUCUAGUUCCUUACACUACCAUGGAGACAUCUAUAUUCAAGGCCUUUACUAGUCUAUAUAUUAAAAAGGCUAAAGAAGUGAAUAUGGCCACGGUUCCUCCAGUGGCGCCUUUUAAUGUCUGUUUUAAUUCAUCGACGUUGAUAAAGAUUAAUCCGAGAAUAGGAGUUCUUGUGCCGAGAAUUGAUCUGGUCUUGCCGAACAAUACAAGUUUUGGGUUCCUUGGACCGAGAAAUACUAUGGUACGUAUUAAUGAUGAAGUUACGUGUCUGGGAUUUGUUGAUGGAGGUUUAAAGCCGAGGACUUCGAUUGUUAUUGGUGGGCUUCAGUUGGAAGAAAAUCUUCUACAGUUCGAUAUUCCUAGAUCAAGAUUAGGAUUUAGUUCAACACUGUUGUUUAGGCCAACUAGUUGUUCCUACUUCAAAUCUCAAUUUUAA